AUGCCACCAAUUCGCACUGAAUCUAGCCGUAAAUUGGCCAAUCAAGAGGGCAAGAUCCUACUAGCCCUUCAAGAUAUCAAAACUGGCCGUAUUCCAUCUAUUCGCGCAGCGGCUAGGCUAUACGACCUACCUGAAACAACACUACGUGGUCGCGCGCAUGGUAUCCAAUCGCGCGUUGACCAGCGCCCAACUGGCCAUAAAUUGACUCAAUUGGAAGAGGAUUCGCUUACUGAAUGGAUACUCUCUAUGGAUUCGCGUGGGGCAGCGCCUAGGCCCUCUACUGUUCGAGAGAUGGCUAAUAUCCUAUUGGCUGCGCGCGAAGAAGCUUCUCUAUCUACCGUUGGAAAGAAUUGGCCAUCAACCUUCAUUAACCGCCGUCCUGAGCUUCGUACACGCUUCUCACGAAGAUAUGAUUACCAAAGAGCCCUAAACGAAGAUCCAAAAUCGAUUCGGCAGUGGUUUGCGACUGUACAAAGUGCGAUUGACGAGAACGGUAUACAACCAGACGAUAUCUACAACUUUGAUGAGACAGGCUUUGCAAUGGGCCUUAUAUCUUCGCAGAAAGUAGUCACACGAGCUGAAUACUACGGUCGGAGAUCUCUUCUAUAA
Penicillium brasilianum is the source of this 609-nucleotide messenger RNA. NCBI's taxonomy places the organism in Eukaryota, Fungi, Ascomycota, Eurotiomycetes, Eurotiales, Aspergillaceae. The record is from the annotation of a GenBank genome assembly.